AUGCCACAAGUGGGACCAAUUGAACCAGGUCCUGAUACUAUACGGAUUUUGAUUACUACUGAUAAUCAUGUCGGUUAUAAUGAAAAUGAUCCAGUACGAGGUGAUGACGCUUGGAGAACAUUUGAAGAAAUCAUGUACAUAGCUAGAGAUAAAGAUGUUGAUAUGGUCUUACAAGCUGGUGAUCUUUUCCAUAUUAAUAAACCAUCAAAGAAAUCAUUGUAUCAUGUUAUUAAGACUUUAAGAAGAACAUGUUUUGGAGAUCGUCCUUGUGAAUUAGAAUUGCUUAGUGAUCCAUCUUUAGUAUUUGAUGAUGGGUUUAAUAGUGUUAAUUAUGAAGAUCCAAAUUUGAAUAUUUCCAUUCCAGUGUUUAGUAUAAGUGGUAAUCAUGAUGAUGCUUCAGGUCAAGGAUUAUUAUCACCAUUAGAUUUAUUGAAUGUUAGUGGGUUGAUUAAUCAUUUUGGUAGAGUUACUCAAAGUGAUAAUAUCAAUAUAAAACCAUUAUUACUGCAAAAAGGUUUAACUAAAUUAUCAUUAUUUGGUUUAGCAAGUGUUAGAGAUGAACGUUUAUUCAAAACUUUUAGAGAUGGGAAAGUUAAAUUCAGUUUACCUUCAGUUCAAACAGAUGAAUGGUUUAAUUUAAUGUGUGUUCAUCAAAACCAUGCCGCUCAUACAAAUACUGCUUAUUUACCAGAGCAUUUCCUUCCAAGUUUCUUGGAUUUGGUUAUUUGGGGUCAUGAACAUGAAUGUAUUCCAUAUACAGUGCCCAAUACCGCUACCGGAUUUGAAACAUUACAACCAGGUUCAUCAGUGGCAACUUCAUUAUGUGAAGGUGAAGCAAUUGAAAAAAAAGUCUUUAUAUUGAAUGUUAAUCAAAAAGAUUAUAAUUUAGAAUCUAUUAAAUUGAAAACAGUACGACCAUUUCAUAUGUUAGAAAUUUCACUAUCAAAAUGUCAAGGAAUUAGAGCAGGUUUAGCAUAUAAGAAUGAAGUUACACAAUUCUUGAUUGAAAUAGUUGAAAAUUUGAUUAAAGACGCACAUGAUGAAUAUAAAAUUGAAAAUCCAGAUGAUGAACAAAUGCCAUUACCUCUUAUUAGAUUAAGAGUUGAUUAUUCUGGUGGGUAUGAAGUGGAAAAUCCAAGAAGAUUUAGUAAUAGAUUUGUUGGUAAAGUGGCAAAUGUUAAUUCAGUUGUUCAAUUCCAUAAAAAGGAUAAAAAUAUCGCUGGUUUAGAUUCAAAAGUUUCCAAAAUUUCAUUAUCAAAUAAUCCAAAUGAUGAAGGUGAAGGUCCAGAUACUAUUCAUGUUGAAACUUUGAUCAAUGCAUUUUUAAAAGAAGCUGAAUUAUCAUUAUUACCUGAAAAAGGAUUGAAUGAUGCUAUAAGACAAUUUGUUGAUAAAGAAGACAAAAGCGCUUUAAAAGAGUUUGUUGAUUCAGAAAUGAAGAGUGAAGUUAAACAAUUUUUACAAAAUAAUGAUUUAAAUUUCGAUGAUGAUAUUAAGAGCAUUUUGAAAAAAAUCAAAAAGGAAAGAGGUAUAAAUACACCAGAUUCUGGUUCAAGAGAAGGUACUGCUGCACCUGCUGCAACAUCCAGAGCAGCUACCUCUUCAAAAUCUAAAACACAAAAAAAGGCUAAAUCUGAUGAUUUCGUCGUGGAUUCAGAUGAAGAUCUGGAUCUAGGUGAUGAACCUGUACCUAAACCAGCACCAAGAUCAUCUAGAACUGCUAAAAGACCAACUGCUAAAAGAUCAUAUGCAGUGAAUUCAGAUGAUGAUGAAGAUGAUGAUUUCAAUGGUGCAGAAGUUAAUUCUGAUAGUGAUGGUGAUUAUAAUGAAAAUAAUAAGCAAAAGAAUAAUGAAGUGCAAGUCAUAGAUUCAGAAGAUGAAGAUGACAAUGUUCAAGUUAUAAAGACACCAUCUCCCCCAAGAAAAUCUACUAGAGGUCGUGGCGGUGGUGGUAGAGGAUCCAGAGGUGGGAGAGGUUCUAGAGGUGGAUCAACCAAAGAAAGUAGUGGUAGAGGUAAGAGCAAAUCUAGUAAAGCUGCUGAUACACCUGUUACUGAUAUGAUUUCUAGUUUACUAUCUAGAAAGAAGAAAUAG
Hansenula ciferrii is the source of this 2094-nucleotide messenger RNA. It is a transcript of the gene MRE11, whose product is annotated as MRX complex nuclease subunit. The record is from RefSeq and is a predicted model, not a curated record. Gene Ontology annotation, molecular function: DNA endonuclease activity; 3'-5'-DNA exonuclease activity; manganese ion binding. Bases 1 to 2094 code for a protein of 697 amino acids. Gene Ontology annotation, cellular component: nucleus; Mre11 complex. Gene Ontology annotation, biological process: mitochondrial double-strand break repair via homologous recombination; double-strand break repair via homologous recombination; telomere maintenance. NCBI's taxonomy places the organism in Eukaryota, Fungi, Ascomycota, Saccharomycetes, Phaffomycetales, Wickerhamomycetaceae. The transcript has a single exon.